CGCGAUUGAGAACAUAGUAAUGAAGCGUUUGUCAAUCUGAGUGAGGAAACAGCAUGCGGAGGGAUGAGAAGAGUGUCUUUACAACGCAUUGUUGUUCCAGUUUUUACAUUCUUCUGUGGCAUUCUAUUUUCCUCUCUCUUCAAUCAAAAUCAGAUUUCUGAGAGUUCGUCUGUAUCCGAGAUUAAACAUGAAUCUCUCAGAGGAGAAGAGGAGGGCAAUGUUGAUCUUCUUAUCCUCAUUGUAUCUGCCCCGUUCAACACAGAGAAGCGGGCAGCGGUCAGGGAGACCUGGCUUUCACACAGAUUGGACUUGUCGGCUAGUAUCAGUCUAAAAGGCGAACAUUGUACAUUAACAAAUUCUACUAAAAAUCAUUCAGAGGCUGAGAAGGUUGAAUACGAGGACUUGAUAUUCCUGGAUAUGAAGGAAGAGUAUUCUAGUCUAGCAGAUAAGGUUCUAAGAAUGUUUGAGGUUGCCGCGGAAAGUUAUGAAUUUGAUUUUGUGAUGAAGGUUGAUGAUGAUACCUUUAUCAAUCCCUAUCUUUUAGAUAAUGAGCUUAAGAAACCUAUGUACAAGAACCCUUUACUGUACUGGGGAUUCUUUGAUGGACGUGCUCCAGUUCUAAAACAGGGAAAAUGGGCUGAAGUGAGUUACGACCUGUGUGACCGAUAUAUACCCUAUGCCCUGGGUGGAGGAUAUGGGUUGGGCUGGAGACUGGUUAAACAUAUUGCUAGAUCUGCUGACAUGUUAAAACUGUACAAGAACGAAGAUGUAAGUGUUGGUACAUGGCUGGCUGGUGUACAAGUUACCAGGGUACAUGAUGAAAGGUUUGAUACAGAAUGGCAGAGUCGAGGUUGUUUGAACAACUUCCUGGUAAUGCAGAAUAGAAAUCCUGAUGAAAUGCGGGAACUUUGGAGUAGAAUAUCCGGCGGGAAACAGCUGUGUAAACAGGAAAAGGUGGUCAGAAAAUCCUACGCGUAUAACUGGGAACUACCACCCUCACAGUGCUGUGUCCGCUAGUUGUCUUUGUCCUACUUUGAACGUCCUGCUGAACUGAAGUGUGAAUUGACGUCAUAAAACACUUGUUAUCUGAACCAGAAGUCCUGCAAUAAAAUGUCCUCCUGUCCUGGUGCUUACUUGUACAAAAGUUCUAUUCUAUGAAUUUUUAAAAUCUUUUAUUUUUCAUAUGACUCAUGUAGAAUGAAUGUUUUUUCUUAUGUACACUUCAGGGUUUGUUGUGCUUUUCAGAAAUUGUAUAUUUAUUUAUUAAUGAAAAACGUUUAAUAUUUUCAG
Messenger RNA from Eurytemora carolleeae, 1290 nucleotides. It is a transcript of the gene beta3GalTII, whose product is annotated as beta-1,3-galactosyltransferase 6-like. The coding region runs from base 64 to 1017 and encodes 317 amino acids. Gene Ontology annotation, molecular function: UDP-galactosyltransferase activity. Lineage: Eukaryota; Metazoa; Arthropoda; Copepoda; Calanoida; Temoridae. Gene Ontology annotation, cellular component: membrane. The transcript is spliced from 14 exons. The record is from RefSeq and is a predicted model, not a curated record. Gene Ontology annotation, biological process: glycosaminoglycan biosynthetic process.